Anopheles coluzzii is the source of this 9051-nucleotide messenger RNA. RefSeq lists its product as uncharacterized. The record is from RefSeq and is a predicted model, not a curated record. Lineage: Eukaryota; Metazoa; Arthropoda; Insecta; Diptera; Culicidae. The coding region runs from base 89 to 6370 and encodes 2093 amino acids. The transcript has 9 exons.
CAAGUGCUGUCAGAUGGUUUUUCAGGCCUGAAAGGAAAGAAAAAAACAACAGUGUUUUUCCUGUCCCUUCGAUACGGAAAAUUAUUUAAUGGCUUCGCUAAAAGAUUGGGAUGUGCUCCGGCUAUCGACACUGAUCACGAACGUGAAUGCAAAACUCUCGGCUAGCAUUCGAAUCGACAAGGAGUAUCAGCUGUUGUGUCUCGUGCGCCAGAAUGAUCAGAUACUGUUCCGGUACAUCGACCACCAUGGCGAGGUUCACCUGAUGCUGCUGUGCUGGUUCGCCGAGAAUCAGAAGAAAAUUCAGGACGUGUGUUUCGACAAUGAAGGCUCCCGUUUGUUGGUGUUUUGUUAUGACAACACGCUGCACAUCGUGCCGGCGCUAGCAAUUUGUGAUAAAUCGUACGAAGAUGGCAAACGCGCUCCCGAGAUUACGUCCUUCAUCGUUCCGUUCAUUGGGCCGCACGAGUGCCCAAACCCUCAAACAUGUCCCAACAAUUCGCACAACAAUCAUCCACAGACGGGCAGAUCGUCGCACCGUUCGUCGGUUGCUUCCGAGGCUAGCCUCAAGGGUGCGGGGACGGCCAGCGGAGGCAGCCCAUCGUCGUCCGAACCGAAUCUCAUCUUUGACGCACCGACCAUCAAAAAGUCGAGCUCCACGUACACGACACACAAGAUCGAUGAAAUCUUUUCCCUUAACAGUAUCUACCGGAAGCUGUUCCUGGAGCAGCUGGAGCGGGCACGGGCCGAGGAGAAUGCGAAUCGCAGCAUAUCGGCCACCGGUACCGACACCCCGAUUGCGAUGCAAACGAUCGAAGAUUUCUUUGCCGACGGGUGCCAGCUGAAGGAGAGUGGUAGCAUACCCGGGGACGCUACAUCGAAGGCGUCUACGCCACAGGAAACGAUUUCCAUCAGCUCCAGCUUGGAGUCGACGGUAUCGUUGUCCUGUCCGUAUCCAACGUGCUGCAGCUGGUGGAAAACGCUUGCAAAUGAACCGCGAGCCAUUCUGGGCUAUUCGGAUGGAUCGAUAUGUGUCGUAGGACUCAUGCCGAACUGUUCGUUUCUCGGCGAUACGAACUGUGAGCGAGGAUCGAUCGAGAAGCUGAUCAUCUGUCAGGACAAUAGUAUGGAAACGAUCAGCCUAAUGAUCAAUACAUCUACCAAAGAGCAAUGGAAGCUACUUCUGGAGCAAAAGUCUAUCAAGUACACCUUUCCUGGCGCCAUCACUCCCACCUCCGUGCAGGACCUCAAGUCCGAGCUGCUCAAAUCUCUCUCGUCCGAUGGCACGGGCAGUGAAAGCGGCUCCGUUCCGAUAGAAGAUUGGCAGAUUGUACUUUCACUACCCAAGGAGGGUGAAACGGCAAGCGGAAGUCAGCAGCGGCAGCAAGGCGCCGGCUCGCAACCGAACAACGACGCGGACAGUAACGAUUCAAGCCCCAACAGCUCGGAACCACCUUCGGGGGAUGAUUUCGAGAAGGUAGAGAACGAAACCGCCACCGACGGUAAUGAUAAAGCGGAACAGCAGCAGGGCGCCCUGCCGAAGCUGUUCCCUGCGGCCAAAGCGCGAUUACUGUCGUUGCGUGAUCUCGGUGCGAAGAAAAUCGGCACGCUCAAGCUGAAGCUUUCGGAAAGCCGAAUCCGUGCGAAGGAACGUGAAAAGUACAAGGAGCAGGCGGCAAAUCUGGCGGUAAUGGAGCUACCGGGCAUGUACCCGGAGAUUCUAACGACACCGGCCGGUCCGUACUUUGUGGUGCAGCAUUUGGAUGGAAAGUAUUUGCUCAGCGCACUGCACUCCUACUCGGACACGCUGUCGGUGCACAGUAUGGACAUUAGCUUGAUACCGUUGCACAUCUACAAGCUGCCAAAGCAGUGCCAUACGACGCUACUGACGAAGAACGUGCUGUACGUGCUGCAUAGCGUGCAGGAGGAGGAGCAAGAACCGACCGGUGACCCACCGGAAGAGCCUUUGGAGUCGAAAGUGGAUGGAAAUAGCUCGGUGGAUGACACUACUAGCAGCAGCACAACUGAGUCGGGCGUACCGAAUACGGUCAGUGUGGUCAGCAGUAAAAUAGCCGCAAUGAAGAUGGGCGACGAUUGUGAUUUCAACGAGCAUUCGCUGCUGGGAGUUUUUCACUUUCCGGAUGAGCGAGUGCUCGACAUACAUCGUGUGUCCCCUGCCAGUCGGAAGGAGGACGGGACGGUGGACGCAGCGCCCUAUACCGAUCCACCGGAACAACCACAGUCAAGCGCAGGGGAAACGAACGAUGGACGAUCGAUCUUUCAAAAGUCGGCCGUUUCAAACUAUCUGCGCAUUCAGCGGGGAUUGCGCAUGGAGCGCAAACUGGACAUGUCCGAGCAGCAGGUCAUGGCGGAAGAGUUUCCCAGCAUCGAGUUCGACCAGGCCGUGAUCGUAACCGAUCGCAAUCUGUAUUCGGUUGAGCUGGCAGACUGUGGCAAGAAUCUGUUCCUAAAUAUGGCCCACAAGUGCAUUUGGGCGGCGUGCGAAGAUUUUUGCGCCACGUUUGGGCUGCCGCUGGCGAGCUGUAUCGAAUACGCCGGGGACGUGCUGUUGCAAAGGAAGCGCAUUUCGGAGGCGCUCAUGACGUACAACGUGGCGAGACUGUCGCCGAUGAAGACGGCACUGAAGUUAGCGCUGGCAAACGAGAGUAAAGCUCUGAUGAAGCUGUCCGCAAUGGCGUUGCGCAACUCGCACAUCAUCAACAGUCAGUUCCUGAUGCACGACGUCAUGCGGCAGCUGGUCGAUGAGGCACACCUGGGGAACGUUGUGUACGAUUCGCUGAUGAACCUGAACUCACGGACGACGCUCAAACCUAUCAACACUGGCGCACAAUGCAGUGAUUUCUCGUACGACAACGACGACGUGAUGCUGGACGUGCAGAUUUCCCCGGCGGACCAGUUUCACCUAUCGAACUUGAUGUUUCUUACGCUGUGUGAGCGCUGCACGGUGGACAAAAACUACAUCCCGCUGUGGAACUACAUCGUUACGAACAGCAAGUAUCACACGAGCUUGGCCUGCAUCAUGCUUGCCCACGGGAAGCUCUACUCUACCGCCGUACUGUUGGCGAUGACGCGCGGCACCUGUCUCGAUGUGUUCAGCUGUCUCGUAGGCACGUGGGAACAAACGGUCGCCGAAACGCAGGCAGCAACGCCGGCCGAAACGAACGCGUUCGUGUACAACCUGUCGAACGAACUGUUUAUGGAGUGUCUCAUCUACCUGCGAGACUACACGAUGAACUACCUGCAGCUGAUACGUAAAAAUCUGGACGUGUUCGACAUCAACGUGCUGGAGCGACUGAUCCGCCAGCUGAACCCGUUUCAUCCCGUGUAUCGGCCGCUGAUGCACCGGCUGUCGAACCAUGAAAGCACCGCCAAGGAACCAUCCGGCCGUCCAUUGCUGUUCUUCUGCAAAGCGUUGAUUGAAACGUUUCUGGCCGUAUCGGUUCGGGCCCAGCAGCUGAAGAUGCACCACGACGGCUCGUUUCUGAACGCCCUGAAGCAUGUGCGCGUACACCAUGAGGAGCGCGCGAUCGAGAUGCGCCUGGCACGGUUUUCUCCUAUUGCGACUGGGUUCUUUCAUGCGGCCGCUGUCGUUAGCCAUACGGCAUACAUUUGGGGCUCGAACGGUGUAAACUGUGCGCUGAGUCGAACCGCACUGCAAGGGGACGCCAUUGGAGCAAAUGGCCAACCACCGGCCGUAAGCUUUCUGCGUCAGAUUGAGCUCGACGUGUUGGCUGUUCAGUGUGGUCGAUUGCAUACGCUGUUUCUCACCAGCAAUGGGCUUUAUUCAAUGGGCGCCAACAAUCUGGGUCAGCUAGGAAUCGGGAAUCACGUUAUCAACGCCCUGCAACCGAUGCUAGUAAAGACGUUGGAUGGAAAGAGCACCACCCACUUUGCUGCCGGCCAGUAUCACAAUGCGGUGGUGGCAAAUGGGCUGUUGUACACUUGGGGCUGGGGCGUGUUUGGACAGCUCGGUCAUGGAACGGUGAAUGAUUGCAACAAACCAAAGAUUGUGGAAUUUUUCAGGAAUAAGAAAAUACUACAAAUUGCGCUGGGUCAUGCACAUACCAUGGUGCUGUGCCGGGGAGAGCACGAAACCCACAGCAGCCUGUACGUGUUCGGUUCCAAUCACUACGGUCAGCUAGGAUUGGGACAGGAAGAUCCGUUCGGCGUUACCGUUGAUACUCGCAAUGGGAAAUCGUUCCUGAUCUCGCUUGUUCCCCGCAAGGUGCAUCUAGACGAAGAGAUAUGCGUUAUCAAUACGAAACUGUUUGUGAACCUGGUUUUGACUACUUCGAACAAAUUGUACACCUGGGGAUCUUCGCCGCAAGCAUUGCGCUUAGCUACGCAGGCAAGAAAACGGGCAAAAUCUUCCAACACCGGUAAGGGCGGUAGUUACUCCAAGUUCAGCUCGAUCCUGCGAUCGGGAUCGAAAUACAACGGCACAGAACAUACCACUAGCGCAGCGGAAUCGUCCCCAAGCGAAACAAAGACACCGCAAUCGACUGAAGAAACGGACAAGGACGAAACCGAGACGACAACGGGCGAAGAGUCGAGUAAACAAGAAGACACGGAAAGGCAAACGAACACGAGCGACCCGUCGGAUGAAGAAUCUGCUGCAGGACAAUCAACGGAUGCCAGUAUUAUUAUUCCGGAGAUCAAGAUUACCGAUGAUGGACCGGCAGGCAACGAAAAGCUACAGGCGGGAAAUGAAGCGGACGAAAAAGCAACAACCAACAGUGGUGGCGACGACGCAAUGGAGCAUCUUUUCCCAUUGUUUGUCGACACAUCUUUGGUUGAAGGAAGAAUUGUAAAGAUUUCCAGCGGUCUGUACCAUUUUGCAAUCGUAACGGAGGAUGGGUCCAUCUACACCUGGGGCAAGAACAUCGAACGUCAGCUGGGUCGCGAGGGUGGUCGUAAUGAGGUGCUGAUUCCUACCCGCUUGGAGACGGUGGACAAUGUGGAGCAUGUCGAGUGUGGGGCCGACUUUACGCUGAUUAUGACGAAAGAUCAUGUCGUGAAGGCUUGGGGUAACAACAAUAUGGGCCAGUGUGCCAAAGAGAUUAACCUCGAUCGUUCCGGAAUACCGGGCAAGCUGGUGCGGUUGCCUAUCUCGAACCGUGUUGUGCGCAUCCCGGACAGCUCCCAGUUCAUCGAGGCUCCGUACGAGGUGAAGCUGCCGACAAACGAUGGGCUAGGAUAUGAUGAGUCGCUGCGGUUCUUGAAAUCGAUGCCCAAGUUCAGACGCACGUUCGUGUUGAAGAGUGCGCUGGAGAAGCUGAUUAGCAAUAGUAUUUCGACAAUAAGCUCAAGCCUAAACGACGUCAGCAAUGCAGAGGAGGUGGAUGAUGUGGUCGGAGACUUGCCGGAUUCGUUGGGCGAGGGACGGUUGUUGUUGCAGCAGCAGCAGCAGCAGCAGCAGCAGCACGCCAACAGCACGAUGUCUUCGUUGCAAUCCGUAUCGUACGCCACCUCACCGACAUCACUGGCAAUAGACGACGAGGAGGACGAUGAAGAGGAAGACGAUGAGGAUGACGAUGAAGAGGCCGGCAUUGUAGGAGAAUGCGAAGGCGGAAGAGCGAACGGUGGAACGGAUCGUUCCGCGGACUCGUCGCGUCUGUUCAACGAGCGACACUUGCUGGGCAAUGAUUUCAUCCACUACUGUCUGUACAUCUUUCACGGGCUGUAUAGUCAGGACGACGUGCUGGAGCUGACAAAACGCGGUACGGAGUAUCACAUUCGCAUGAUGAUGCUGAACUACGAUUACGUGGAAGCGUUCCGGUUGAUACUGGAGAUGCGUUCGUCGUCGCUGUCGUCAUCCGCUUCGGCUGCCACGAUUGCGUGCCACACGCAAAACAUGGUCAAAAUCUUCGAGUACUUCACGAAAGACUCCAACAUCAUCCCGAUGGAGAUGGGCAACAUCAAGUACUUCAUUUACGAACUCUUCAUGUUCUUCAUCCGGCACAACUUGAACGUGAACGUGCUGGAGGAGUUUUUUAUGCGCAAUCUCGACUGCUAUCUGGUGCAGCUGGCGUCUGUACUGUACUUUAACAAUCUGAACAAUCUGCUCACGUCGCCACCGCGCGGUGCAUCGGCGACCAGUGGCGGUGGAGGCGGCGGCACGAUCGAUACGGAGGUGCUUGCCCUAGAACGUAAGCUGCUGGACAAGUUCAACAACAACAAUGGCAAUCCGUUGCUGACCGGCGAGCUGUUUGGGCAGGGACGAACGGCAGCCGGUAGUGGACAGGUGGUCCGCAAGCUCGAAAACACGGACACAAUCUGCAAGGCGCUAAGUACUACCUUCAGUGUUACCGUUUGCCAGAAGCUGCUGGAACAUUUCGAUCGCUUCAAAUGACUAUACGCGUUCGGUGUCGAUGAGAUCGGUGACGCGCAGGAAAGGAUACGUUAAAAUGUGUGCGUCCUGUGCGUCCAGGGGAAAAAGGGCCUCGGCUGUUCUGAUUCUAUCCGUUACGUUGAGUUUAUUUUAUUUUUUCGAGAUGAGUAGUUUAUUUUUAUUGUUUUGACAUUUUCUACAACCAAAUUUUACAAGCACCAGGUGCAGCAGAGCAGAAAUGAAAUAGAAUAAGCGUUUUGAUAUUAGUUUGUGAUAGGAGCGUGGAGAACUGAGCUUGGUAGGGUGUUUGGACACACAUUUACAUAGUUCCCCUGCUCGCUUUACAAUGGCAGCGUGGUGGAAAUGUGAUGGAUGUGUGUAGCGUUGGUUUCGACGCGACCUAUACAAUCAUUUUUUACUACUAUUGUUAAUAAUUUACAAAACAAACAUCAGUAACAGACACGAUCACAGUGCCAGAAUAGAGUAAAAACAAAACUGGGUACGCACAAUGAUAAUCGUAGAACGGGCUAUCGUCCGAGUGUAGCGUGUUUGCGAAGGGAUUAUAUUUUACGUUUGACUAUGACGAUGGAAGUGUUUGUAAGCAAUUUUUCUCGCACUCCUCUGGCAACUAUUUAUUAUACCUUUUUGGUCUACAAAUUUUGUGAGACAACUUUUGGCAACGAAUUAUGAAGUAUGUUGUAUGUUUGGUAUUUCUUUGAAACGUGUGUGUUCUUCAUAUAUAUAUAUAUAUAUAUAUAUAUAUAUAUAUAUAUAUAUAUAUAUAUAUAUAUAUAUAUACAUUUAGAUAUGCUUAUAUCAGUAGUACGAUCCGCGUCGAGUCUAGUGACUUUAUCGGCUUAACUUAUUUAUACAUUAUAUUACUUACCCACCCACCAGCACAACUGUAACUCGUGUAAUGAACAGCAGUAAGCGUGUAGGUUAUUAUAUUUUAAAAUCUUUCCUAUUUUUUAACUGUGGACAUCUGCCCGAAUGUUUAUUUGUCAGCGUCAGCUUGAAAGCGACAAUCGCGUUGCACUUGUGCCAAGUGGCACUGUUGUCAAUUUUUAAUUAUAGAUAAUUUUGCGCAAACCCUCCCUUUACGCUUUGUAGAGACAGUAAAAAUUGUAAUCAAACGAUAUAUAAUUAAUGAUUUGCCAUAUUGAUCCCAUUUUAACAUGCUUCAUCUGAUUAGCUUUGUUUGAUGUGUUUGGCCGUGAUUUGUGACAGCAAGCAACUGGAGUGCAAUUAAGGGGCACCAAUAGAGACGAUUCAAAGCAGCGUAACUCACAGUAAAAAAAGAGUCUCAUUUAUGAUCGAAUCUUGUGUGAAACAUGAUUAAUAAAAAAACAAAAGGGUAAUAAUCGGUAGAUAAGCACAUUCAAUGCAGCAAGUUGCCCGUGCUUGGAGUAGGGAAGGAGUACAUCACAAAUUGACGGUUUUUUGAUUGUGACAAUGUGCUUUUUGAUAUGGGAACUGCUAAAGUAAUGCUUGUGAUGAGUGCUAGUACGCUGCAUAUGGGCAAUGAAGCGUGGUUAAACUCUAAAAAAGACUUUCAUGGAAUACAGCGUGUUGGUUCAAUGUUGUGGCCUUCUAUACGGGGAAUGAGGGAAAGCUAUACACUUGAUGCUUCGCAAAAGACGACUAAUUAAAAAAAAAAACAGCACCAUAGGGACGGUAUACAACUGACAGCAGAGUCAAAUAAUCAGCAAUUGUGCCGAACUCAUUAUUCUAGUCCAGCAAGUCCAGAGUGUGGAGAUGAUAGAGAUAGUUUAGUUUUACAUUUUUCAUUUCCCUUCAAAAACGUUUUGUUGCGCUCGUCAGCGUUUUACUUUCGGUGUCGUGAAAGCGGCGAGGCACUAAAUCAGGGCGGAAGGGCACAAAAAUAUGUGGCAAUGAGCACGAUGCGCCAGUGGAUGUGUGAUGGGGCCGUGUUGUGGUCUAUAUUGCAAUAUGAAACGUUACUAGUAGAACAGUAAUUACAGCAAGACAAGUAGCAUACACGCUCAUAUUCAAUGAUAUAUCAACCGUAAUGAACCAUGUGGACACAUCUGUAAGCAUUAAUCAUGCACUGUCGUAUCUCCCGAUGAGAUCAUUUAACAUAUUCUUCUCACUCAUCGGUAGGAAAGCGCAACGGGGGGGGGGGGGGGGGGGGGGGUAGGAAGAGCACGCCGCGGUAAUAUCGCACCUCCCACGGUAGGAAGGGACACUCUAGUUGUUCGGUAGUUGACUUAUUAUAAGCAGGCGAUCAGUCAAGCUUUAUCACAAAACGCUUUAAAUAUGGAUCAGUGAACAAUAAAAUUAACGCAAACGAUAGCAAUUCAUUGUUAAAGACAUGGGAGUGUGAAGCGAUCAGAGUACUAGCGAAGGAGUGAAGCCUGAAGUACGGCAGCAUAUACUGUUAAACGAAGCGCGUGGUGAACAUGGUUAACGAGUAAAGUGGGAUCAAUUGAACAGGAAGGAUAGAGCAAACAAACGAAAAAGCUUAUAUUACGAGACGCUAUAUCUUGACGAGAUUCUGUGAACAGGAAAGCAAUACCAGCAAGGGCGUUUGUUUCGGAGCAUAACGUUCCAGUAUCGGUGUGCCAUGGGUGCGUGAGGAGGCUAUUCGCUUAUUCGCGCACUAUCACUAGGAGCUUGCCUUGUGGAAAGAACUGAUGGGUGGAACAGUAUCAUUCAAUAAAGGGUUUGUUUACUGCAAAUGG